AUGAACAAAGAGAUUCUGGCUGUUUUAAGCAGUUUCCAUGAAAAAUCCCUUUCGCGCGAGAAGAUUUUCGAAGCGCUGGAAACUGCAUUAGCCACCGCAACCAAGAAAAAAUACGAGCAGGAAAUCGACGUGCGCGUCAGCAUUGACCGCAGAACCGGCGAUUUCGAUACCUUCCGCCGUUGGGUCGUAGAUGAAGUGACUCAGCCAACGCGUGAAAUCACGCUGGAAGCCGCUCAGUUUGAAGACCCGAGCAUCGAGCUCGGGCUAGUCGAAGAUCAGAUCGAGUCCGACCUCGACCGUAUCACCACCCAAACCGCCAAGCAGGUUAUCGUGCAGAAAGUGCGCGAAGCCGAGCAAGUGAACCGUGACAGCAUCGCGCUGGAUCUGGGCAACAACGCCGAAGCGGUGAUUGGCCGUGAAGACAUGCUGCCGCGCGAAAACUUCCGUCCGGGCGACCGCAUUCGCGGCGUACUGUACGCCGUGCGUCCUGAAGCUCGCGGCGCGCAGCUGUUCGUCAGCCGUUCCAGCUCGGAAAUGCUGAAAGAACUGUUCCGCAUCGAAGUGCCGGAAAUCGGCGAAGAAGUGAUCGAAAUUAAAGCGGCAGCCCGCGAUCCUGGCUCCCGCGCAAAAUUUGCAGUGAAAAACAACGACAAGCGCAUCGACCGGUCGGCCUGCGUAGGUAUGCGCGGUGCGCGCGUUCAGGCCGUGUCGAGCGAGCGCGGCGAACGCAUCGACAUCAUCCGGGAUGAUAACCCAGCGCAAUUCGUCAUCAACGCCAUGGCGCCGGCCGACGUCGCGUCGAUCGUGGUAGACGAAGAUAACUGCACCAUGGAUAUCGCCGUUGAAGCCAGCAACCUGGCGCAGGCGAUCGGCCGUAACGGCCAAAACCACCAGGCCGAGGCUCAUGCCGCUAUUGAUACCUUCACCAAGUAUCUUGAUAUCGACGAAGAUUUCGCCACCGUACUGGUUGAAGAAGGCUUCUCCACGCUGGAAGAGCUGGCCUACGUGCCGAUCAAAGAGCUGGGAAUCGACGGUCUGGAUGAAGAUACGGUUGAAGCAUUGCGCGAACGCGCCAAAGCUGCAUUGACCACGCUGGCCUGGCACAAGAAGAAACCUGGGCGACAACAAACCGGCGACGAUUUGCUCAACCUGCCGGUCUUGAGCGCAAGCAUGGCCUUUAAACUGGCCGCGCGUGGGGUUUGUACGCUGGAAGAUCUUGCCGAGCGUGUUGACGAUCUUGCUGAUAUUGAAGGGCUUAGCGACGAGCAAGCCGGUGAGCUGAGCAUGGCUGCACGCAAUAUCUGUUGGUUUGGCGACAACGCGAUCAACAAGUCCGAGUCGGACUCUGUUACCCAGCAAGAAAAAGAAACAUUGCUGGCGCACCUGAACCGUGAACACGGCAGCGCGCCGGGUAAACUCACUUUGCAGCGCAAAACGCGCAGCACCUUGAAUAUCCCGAGCACCGGCGGUAAAAGUAAAUCGGUGCAAAUUGAGGAAGCCCAGUUGGCUGAAGCGGCAGAGCAGGCACAGCGUGAAGCGGAAGAGCAGGCACGGCGCGAAGCGGAAGAGCUCGCAAAACGCGAAGCGGAAGCGAAGCGCGCUGCCGAUAGAGCAAGCCAACGUGAGGCCGCGGAGAUUGCUAAGCGUAAUUCAGCGGAAAAAGAAAAAGUGACCAUCAACAUACCGACGAAUGACCAAGCCAGCUCAGGCGGAAAAAGCACGCCGUGA
Messenger RNA from Nilaparvata lugens (brown planthopper), 1728 nucleotides. Its product is annotated as transcription termination/antitermination protein NusA-like. Gene Ontology annotation, molecular function: DNA-binding transcription factor activity; nucleotide binding; RNA binding. Gene Ontology annotation, biological process: DNA-templated transcription termination; transcription antitermination. Gene Ontology annotation, cellular component: cytosol. The record is from RefSeq and is a predicted model, not a curated record. Lineage: Eukaryota; Metazoa; Arthropoda; Insecta; Hemiptera; Delphacidae.